Molecule: messenger RNA, 2460 nt
Organism: Neoarius graeffei (lesser salmon catfish)
Lineage: Eukaryota; Metazoa; Chordata; Actinopteri; Siluriformes; Ariidae
Product: cytolytic toxin-alpha-like
Exons: 6
Coding region: 1-2460 (819 amino acids)
Molecular function (GO): protein binding; carbohydrate binding
Source: RefSeq, a predicted model, not a curated record
AUGGAGUCCAAAACCAUUGAGAUGGCGGCUCUAGGAAGAGCUCUGCAUCCUGGCACACUGUAUGACUGCCGCAGCGAUGCUUUAAUUCCAGGUAUUUCUCUAUGGGAUAAUGAAACAAUAAAGAAGGGUUUGGAUUCACGUCGACAGCCCAAGACAGAUCUGAAUUUCAGUGCUUCCGAUUCUCUGAAUGAGAAAGCAAAACUCCUAGAAGUGAGUGCCUCCCUUCAAGCUAGUUUCCUGGGUGGUUUAGUGGAAGUUGGAGGCGCAGCCAGGUACAUGCGCGAUAACAAAUCCUCAGCACAUCAGAGCCGAGUUUCUCUGCAGUUCAGCCAGACAACAAAAUUCGAACAACUUACUAUGGACCAGAUGGGCAAUAUCAAAUAUCCUGAAGUGUUUGUGGAUGGAAGCGCUACACAUGUUGUUACUGCUGUACUGUAUGGAGGUCAAGCUUUCAUGGUGUUCGAUCUAACAGCCAAUGAGAAUGAGGAUAAAGAAGAAAUUGAGGGAAAUCUAAAUGUAAUGAUCCAAAACAUACCUUCACUUUCCAUUGAGGGAGCAGGAGCUCUAACCAUGAGUGAAUCAGAAAAGAAAUUAGCGGAGUCUAUCAAUUGUACAUUUUAUGGUGACUAUGAACUUGAAGAGAGCCCCACCACAUACAUGGAGGCCCUCGAGCUGUACAGGAAGCUUCCGUCUAUCCUGAGGGAGAGGGAGAAUGACGCAGUACCAAUGAAGGUUUGGCUUUAUCCCCUUGCAUAUUUGAGUACAAAAGCAGCUACACUGGAGAGAGAAAUUCACAAGACACUGAUCACUAAAACAGAAACUCUAUUGGAGGAACUGGGAAACGCAGAGAUUCAAUGUAAUGACCUGAUUACAAACACAACAGUAAGUAAUUUCCAGGAUGUGAAACUAAGACUGAAGACGUUUCAGGAUUGUCUAAAAGACUACAAGGCGAUGUUCCUAAAAGCACUGCGUAGGCUGAUUCCUGCUAUUCGGGGUGGAACGGAACAGGAACAGGCACUAGCAGACAUCAUAACCAUCCAUGAGAAGUCUCCCUUUAGAGAGGAGAAGCUGAACCAGUGGCUUGAGUACAGAAAGGGUGAAGUAAAUCUGCUUAAUCUCUAUAUUCAGCAACUGAGUGGUGUCCCUGUGAUAAAAUACUCGGCCCUCAACAACAUUCUCUUUAAUCCCAGUGUCGAUACUGUGGUGUGCUUCUGCUUUACCUCUCUGACAGAUGAAGACCCAUAUUUGUCAAUUCUAAAUACCUUUAUGAAUGUGGAUGUGUUUGAAAAACUGUCAGCAAUUCCAGAGUCAGCUGACCAAGACAUGAAGGUCUGGUUCCAGAAACCUGAAGUAAUUGAGAAUAUAAAAGAUAAGCUUUUUCUCUUCAAAGGUUUUUCCCUGGCUAAUAAAGAUGAGAAAAAAAGCAGGUUUGUCAUCGUCUCUGUCUCCGACCCCUCCAAUCCUGGAAUCUCCAUCCGCCUUUACAAGAAAGGGACAAUGGUGGACAACGCAUUUCAACCCGUGUCCAAACCUCCUGCACCCAAGGUGGACGUCCAGGAUAUAAAUAUAACCUUGAAGCUGCAGAAGUCCCCGACUGGAUCAACAGUGCGGUUCAGAGUGGAAUACAGGGCAGUACGUGCCACUGAUUCAGAAACUGAUGUGGAAAAAUGGGAAGUCACAGAGACUCCAGAUGCACAGGAAAACUUUAUACUGACUGGACUUGAGCUAGCAAAGCAAUACAGGAUUCGGUACAGAGCUAUUAGUGAUGUUGGAGCGAGUGAAGCCAGCGACUCUGUCCUGUUCUCUGCUCAUGGAAAAUAUAAAGUAUCCGUGAGCAAGCCGUGGGAAAUUCCAUAUCAGGCUGAAAUCUCUAGUGGGAUGAAAGCAGGAAGAGCUUUUCACUUCAAAGGGGUUCUUCCUGAAGAUUCAUACAGCUUUAACAUUAUGUUCAAGACUGGGAAGGGGGAUGAUGAUGACAUUGCUUACUACCUGAGGGUAUACCCUGAGGUGCUUUCAAAUCAGAGAAUAAUCAUUGAUGGAAACCAUGACAAACAAGGAUCGGUUUUUGGAUGUCCCCUUCUCAAAGGAUCAGCAUUUGACAUCUUCAUUGUCAUUGGAAAGGAAGGCUAUGUGACUGGGCCAAAUGAUGGUGAUGACAUCGCUUUCCAGUUUAGGCCUGAGCUAAAGGCUGUGGUUUGUAACAGUUGCAAGAAUGGAAAGUGGGAGGAUAAAGAAUCAAAAGAGGAGGCGCUGUUUGCCGAAGGAGAAAUCUUUGACAUCAUCAUGAUUAUUACCCAAAAUGCAUAUGAGGUUACUGUCAAUGGCCGUGAGUUCUGUAAAUUUGAACAUCGUAUACCAGUGGACAAAGUGUCCACACUUCAAAUACGUGGAGAUGUCCUCAUGAACACCUGUGCCAUUAUACAUGUAAGUCAUUGGCAUGUGAACAAGGAGAAAAAAUAA